AUGCCCCCAUUAGAGGAAGAUGAGGAUUACUUUCUUCCCCUCGAGGACCAGCGCGUCUUCGGCGCAGGAAUACGCCGCAAGCGCGUGCCGUUCGUUUUGUCCUCGGAGCAAGAACUGAGUACGACUACGUCGACACUACCAUCCAAGCCGUCAGGUUCAAGCAUCGCAGACGCAUACCUCUCGAUCGUCCUGAAGAACAAGUCCGCAAAUACAUCACCGAAUGCACCCAUAGGAGAACAAGAGCGAGAACGAGAAUCCAUUCCUCCCCGCGCAACAUACUCCGCACCACCAACUUCAAGCGCUGUCUCAUCUCCACCUCCACCAGUGCAAUCCAAGGACCACUGUGAAAUAUGUAAUUUACCACUUUCGUCAGACCCCUCAAACGCCGACACAGGGACAUCGACAGACCGGCCACACGAGGCCUCCCUCGCCCAUCAAGUUUGCCUUUCUCAUUCCCACCCUCCAUCACAUCUUGACCGUUCUCGCGCUGGUCUACGCUACCUUGCCACAUACGGUUGGGAUCCGGACAGUCGCAAGGGACUCGGUGCGCCAGGUCGAGAAGGUAUAAGAGAGCCAUUGAAAGGCCGUAUGAAGAACGACACUGCUGGUCUGGGUGCGGGGAUGGAUGAAGACGGUAAUCGGAUAAAGCCACCAUCUCCGCCGCCUAAGGUGCAGAAGUUAAAUGCAAAGCAGGUUCGAAAGGCCCAGCUAGACUCGCGGAAGAGGGGGGAGAAAUUGCGGAAUAUGUUCUUUCAGAGUGAUGAGGUGCUGAAGUACCUCGGGGAAGAGGCAUGA
This is a messenger RNA of Penicillium argentinense, 795 nucleotides long. Its product is annotated as putative G-patch domain protein. Lineage: Eukaryota; Fungi; Ascomycota; Eurotiomycetes; Eurotiales; Aspergillaceae. The transcript has a single exon. Gene Ontology annotation, molecular function: nucleic acid binding. Bases 1 to 795 code for a protein of 264 amino acids. The record is from RefSeq and is a predicted model, not a curated record.